AAUUAAUUUGAUUAAUUACAGGUUCUCAGUAGACCUUAGCCAGAUGCGUUCCCUUCGGCUAUUCUUCAACGAUGAUAAUUGCACGUGUGGGCAACUCGUAGUGGCGUCUAGAGAGUCGCAAUAUAAAAUACUUCACUUUCACCACGGUGGGUUAGACCAUCUGGCCCAAGUGUUGCACAGAUGGCACUCAUUGCUGCAUAACAUUAAACUUACUCCAGGUUCUGAGGCCCAACUUGCCGUAUCGUCAUUUCAUGGUGUGCCGUCCUGAAGUACAGAAAUCUGAGCAACACCCCGAAGAAGGAAAACUUCCGAAAAUCACUCCAGAACUAUUUUAUGGCAAAGUCAUGAACGGAAAAGGUGUAAUAGAAGACGAUUUGUUUCUAAGGAAAUGCGUCUUCUUCGGAGGUUUAGACAAAGAGUUGAGAAGAGAAGUUUGGCCAUUCCUGUUACAUUGCUAUCCAUACAAUUCGACAUAUGAAGAAAGAGAGAUAAUACUUCAAAUUAGAACACGGGAAUACGAAGAGAUUACACGAAGGAGGCUUGAAAAGAUGACUCCAGAACAACAUGCGGCGUUUAGGAAAACAAUACAAUGCGUGAUUGAGAAAGAUGUUGUAAGAACAGAUCGUGGGAACCCAUUUUUCGCUGGAGAAAACAAUUACAAUGUAGAGAUCAUGAAGAACAUAUUGCUGAAUUAUGCUGUAUAUAAUCCUGUUUUGGGUUACACUCAAGGCAUGAGCGAUUUAUUGGCGCCGGUUUUGUGUGAGAUAAAAUGCGAAGCGGAGGCAUUCUGGUGUUUCGUCGGUCUCAUGCAGCGAGCGAUAUUCGUAUGCACACCAACAGAUAACGACAUGGAUAAUAACCUUAGUUAUUUGCGAGAGCUGAUAAGGUUAAUGCUGCCACACUUUUACAAACACUUAGAGAAACACGUGGAUGCCAUGGAACUGCUGUUCUGCCACCGUUGGAUAUUGUUGUAAGUAUCAUAAUAUGCAUCGUUUUAUUGUCUGUGUUUCGCAGCCCUCGUUUUCAUUGUUCGACACCAUGAACCAUUAUUAGUAAGCCUGUCGUGUGUCUGAGACAUCUAACC
Manduca sexta (tobacco hornworm) is the source of this 1084-nucleotide messenger RNA. RefSeq names its product TBC1 domain family member 16-like. NCBI's taxonomy places the organism in Eukaryota, Metazoa, Arthropoda, Insecta, Lepidoptera, Sphingidae. Gene Ontology annotation, molecular function: GTPase activator activity. The transcript is spliced from 4 exons. Gene Ontology annotation, cellular component: early endosome. Gene Ontology annotation, biological process: activation of GTPase activity. Bases 252 to 974 code for a protein of 240 amino acids. The record is from RefSeq and is a predicted model, not a curated record.